This is a messenger RNA of Monascus purpureus, 1068 nucleotides long. NCBI's taxonomy places the organism in Eukaryota, Fungi, Ascomycota, Eurotiomycetes, Eurotiales, Aspergillaceae. The record is from the annotation of a GenBank genome assembly.
AUGCACUCCAAGAAGGAAGCGAAUGUCUCUCAGAAUGACAUCUGCGCUCACGGUGAUGGUGAUAGCCGGAAACGAGACACUCCAGAGGGUGCUGGUCAGACCAAGAAAGGACGCACGGCCAAAGCCGUGCUCACUGACAGCAAGGAACAGUGGCUCACAGAAACAUUCUUGAAGGACAUGGCCAAUACACUGGCAAUCGUCUUUCCCUUAAAGAAGUUCGCUGACGACCAUAACUGCUCUAGCGAACAGGUUAACUGGGCAUUAAUUGAAUUCACCGGCCGGCCACUUGUCAAGCUCGCACAAUUUGUGCAUGAAAACCCGCAGUGUCUCUCAAUUGCAGAGUACAGUAGGAAAGUAUCUGAAAGCUGCAUGGAAUCCGUGACCAAGCAGUACUGUUCUUCGGUCUUCUCAACCCCCGAGUCUGUAAAGUCCACAGUUGGACAGAAGACCAGGUUUUGCAGUGCCUCACAGGCUGCGUCGUCCAAUUCGGACGAAGAUUCUCAAGCGCAAUUGAAAACCCCAUCCAGCAUCGUGCAAACGAACGAGUCAAAAAUGCGAUUCAAGAAUACUUCUCAACCCGUCACCGCUGCGGAAAACGCGGAUGAUGCAGGACAAGGGAAGAGCGUCGACCUCCAUGGCACGCCACUCGCAUCUUCUAUGACUGGAGCCUCUUCAACAGCUCAGUCGGGAACAACAUCGACAGACGAAGAGUCACCCAUGAGUGUCAAAGCAGUGACCGGCUUUACUGAAAAGGAGAAACCGUCGAAUCUGAAGAUCAGAUUCAAACUGAACCCACCGAAACGUCCCUGCCCCGUAUCGAACGCUGAUUCGAAUGACGAGUUGCCAAAGUCACCUCUCGAUCGUGUUAUUGAACAAAAGCGCACCAAGACCCUCCAGCAGCAGCACAGGGUUUUCAACUACGCAGACCACGUAUCUGAAGGAGAGGGAAUUGCGGCUCGAAGAUGGGUGAAAAAGGACGAGUUUGGAAACUAUAUCCCUAUCACGCGCAAAGAGAUGCGUCUGUAUCUGGAACAGAUGGGGAGAGAAGCACAAGAUGGUGGGAAAUGA